GCAAAGCUCCGCAACGGACCAAAAUCUCUCCCUCUCUCUCUCUCUCUCUCUUUCUCUCUCAUAUUCCAGAAGCGAGACCACCCACUAUCUGUGCACCACAAUUGGUGGGCAGGCUCGAUCCUUCUUAUCCUCUCGCCGGCGACCGUCGGAUAAGCGGCCGGCCGGCCGCAGAUCGCAUUUGAUCUGGCUUUUGAUUUCGACUCAACUCGUACAAUUUCGUCUUUUUUCUUUGUCUCCCUAAGUAGGAUUGAUGGACUUCGACGACCAGGAGGAGGAAGGGGAGGUGACGCUUCCGCCACCGGUGUCGGUCUCCGGCAGCUACGACCUGUCCAGGCUGAAGAUGGUGCCGCCGACGUGCGGCGAGUCGCAGCCAAGGAAAGCGAGGUACAAGGAGUGCAUGAAGAACCACGCUGUCGGCAUCGGCGGGCACGCCAUCGACGGGUGCGGCGAGUUUUUGGCGGCUGGGGAGGAGGGCACCCUCGACGCCCUCAAGUGCGCCGCCUGCAAUUGCCACCGGAACUUCCACCGGCGGGAGGGCGACGGCGAGCUGUACGCUCAAUUCCCUCCUCCUUACUACCGGGCGGCCGCCCCGCCGGCUCUUGGCGGCGGGGCUGGUAGUGGGUACCUUCAUAUGGGGGCUAGGGGGAGCCCCCACCCUCUGGCGCACCACCACCCUCAGCCGCUGCACAACCACCACGGGCACGGUCAGGCGCUGGCCCUCCCCUCCUUGAGGGAUGACCACGACCAGGAGGAGAUGGUGAACCACCACCCGGUUGGCAGCGGCAGCGGGGGAGCCGGCGGCGGGGCGCUGAUGAAGAAGAGAUUCAGGACGAAGUUCACGCAGGAACAGAAGGACCGGAUGCUGGAGUUCGCGGAGAAGCUGGGGUGGCGGAUACAGAAGCACGACGAGGCGGCGGUGCAACAGUUUUGCAUGGAGACGUGCGUGAAGAGGCAUGUUCUCAAGGUGUGGAUGCACAAUAACAAGCACACACUCGGUAAGAAGCCCUGAUGAUCAGAAACUCUAGAGAGAAAAACAAAGAGAAAGGAGAGGCGUUCGCCUGUGUCUUGUGUGUAUAUCUUUCUGUGAUCUCCAUGUUUAGAGGAUGGGUGGUAAGGUUUUAGAUGGUACUGUUGAUUAUGUCUGUCUAGAAAUUUGAAUGACCCUUUUUCUUUUCUAGUUUUAUUCUCCCUCCCUCAGUCUUUUGCCUUCACAGAACUGGUCUUUGAAAUUUUGGGCUGUCUGCUGGAAUGGUGGUUGCAUCCUGACUGUGUUAGGGGGAGAGAAGAAGAGAGAGAAUGGAAAAUGACAUUUGGGGUGUUAGGUAUUCUGUGUUAGGGUUUUAGGGUUUUAGGGGUUUAGGGUCUGAGGGUGGUGGAGUUGCAUUAACCUCAGUCUGUGAUGGCGCUCAUGGAGCUGACCAUUGACUGAAGAAAAAGAUUGUAAUCUGUUGGGGUUGCUCCCUUAAUUUGAACAUUUUCUUUAUCCA
Molecule: messenger RNA, 1487 nt
Organism: Nymphaea colorata (pocket water lily)
Lineage: Eukaryota; Viridiplantae; Streptophyta; Magnoliopsida; Nymphaeales; Nymphaeaceae
Product: zinc-finger homeodomain protein 1-like
Exons: 1
Coding region: 251-1009 (252 amino acids)
Biological process (GO): regulation of DNA-templated transcription; regulation of developmental process
Cellular component (GO): nucleus
Molecular function (GO): transcription cis-regulatory region binding; DNA-binding transcription factor activity
Source: RefSeq, a predicted model, not a curated record